This is a messenger RNA of Alosa alosa (allis shad), 3774 nucleotides long. It is a transcript of the gene chst15a, whose product is annotated as carbohydrate (N-acetylgalactosamine 4-sulfate 6-O) sulfotransferase 15. The transcript is spliced from 8 exons. Gene Ontology annotation, molecular function: N-acetylgalactosamine 4-sulfate 6-O-sulfotransferase activity. Gene Ontology annotation, biological process: hexose biosynthetic process. The record is from RefSeq and is a predicted model, not a curated record. Lineage: Eukaryota; Metazoa; Chordata; Actinopteri; Clupeiformes; Clupeidae. The coding region runs from base 526 to 2085 and encodes 519 amino acids.
ACGUGCAGUGCAGUGCCUGCCUGAACAUUUCACACAGACUGUAGCCUACACACCACACCUGAUAUGCGAUUAUUUUUAAUAUUUCGCAUACUAUUUCGUGCUCACCUCACACAGGUUCACACAACUGUCUGUUGACUUCUGAGUUAAUUAUAGAGUUUACUUCAUGUAAGUAAGUUUAGUCUUGUGACGCUAACAUAGCCUAGGCUAGGCCUACUCAACGGAUAACAUGUUGGAUAAAGUCAUCUUCAUUUCCAAACCUAGAGAAUGUACAGGAUGAAGGGAGACUGAGGUAGGAGCUGACUCCUGGUCUGCAGGACCGACGACCGCACCGCCAUCUGGAGUGAUCGCUGGUGCGGCCUCCAGAGCAGCAUCUGGCUGUGGCUCUGAUGGAGAGGCCCAUUCAUCCCUUCCCAGAUGUGUCCCGCGGCAUUCCGGGUGAUCUGGAAGCCUCCAUCUCCUGAGUCCAAUUUAAUUAUCUGCGACUCUCCCACACUGCAAUCCGCUUGAUUUUGAGGCAUCUCCCAAAUGGACUACAAAUAUGGCCGCCUUAGCCUCCCUGCCCAGGCUGAGGACUACAGAAGAGAGCCUAUCCUGCAAAACGCAGGCAAUAGGUCGAUGAGCCUGUUGGCUCUAGUGGAGGGGAACAGAGGGCAAUGGUGGCCCUGGGGCAACAAGAAGGCCAAGCUUUAUAGUUUCCUGUUUGGACUGACAGUGGCCUUUCUGAUCACAGCAUCCUAUGUCCUUAAUGGUGACAAGAAGGGUCUCCUGCUGACCCCAUCGCCAUACCACUUCCAGGUUGUGAGCAAUACAGGACAUCACCCUUAUAACCUGACCUUUGACAGAGACUAUGCUGGUGUUAAAGAGGUGGUGAAGAGCAUUGUAGCCAAAGUGGAGUUCAGCCAUCGAAGAGUGCCUGAUCUCAAAGAACUGCUGGAAAGUGAACCACAUAUAUUCUCCGUUAUCCCCCGUAAGUUCCUCACCAGCAUCAAAAAUCCUUGCUGGUACGAGGAGCAUAUUGGGAAUGCCACUGCUGACGCCUACGGGAAGAACGUGUACACCCUCUACUCACGCCGCUUCCAGGCCAUCUACAAAUACCUGAGGAAUGCUUUGAUGGAACAUCUGUACGAGCACGGAGGGAAACGGUACCGCCUGCGAUGCCUCCCUUACUUCUAUAUCAUGGGCCAGCCGAAGUGUGGCACUACGGACCUGUACGACCGGCUACGCCGGCACCCUGACGUCCGCUUCACAACUAUGAAGGAGCCCCACUGGUGGACCAGAAGAAGAUUUGGUAUCAUUAGGCUGAGUGAUGCCUUCCAGGCCCGCUACCCCAUGAAGGACUACCUGGAUCUGCUUGACCUGGCAGCUUUUCAGAUUCACGACAAUCUCUUGGGGAACCGAUCCAAAGGUCGCACCAAGCGGGAUAUCAUUAUUGGUGAGGCCAGUGCAUCAACUAUGUGGGACAACAAUGCCUGGGUGUAUUUCUACCAUAACGGGACAGAGGAGGAGCCACCAUUCUUGGUGCUGGACUUCAUUCAUGCUGUUCAACCUGAUGCCAAAUUUAUUGUGAUGCUCAGAGAUCCAGUAGAGAGACUCUACUCUGAUUACUUGUACUUCGGCCUGGCCAACAAGUCCGUGGAGGACUUCCACGAGAGGGUGUCCGAGUCCCUGCAGCUGUUGGAGACGUGCCUGUCUGAGAGCUCCCUGCGUUCCUGCGUCUACAAUACCUCCCUCAAUGUGGCCAUGCCCGUAAGACUCCAGGUUGGCCUGUACAUAGUGUAUUUACUGGACUGGCUGUCAGUGUACAGCAAAGAGCAGAUCUUAGUGCUUCGCCUGGAGGAUCAUGCAGCCAACUGCAAAAAAACAAUGCACAAAGUCUUCAAAUUCCUCAGUUUAGGACCUCUGUCGGAAGAGAAGGAGGCUGAAAUCACUAAGAGUCCAGCUUCCAACACCAGGAGAAAAGCUGACCUGAACCUGGGACCCAUGUUGCCUGUGACAAGGGACAUCCUCCAGCAGUUUUAUUGGCCCUUCAACCAGAGACUAGCCAAGAUGCUUCAAGACAAGGCCUUCCUAUGGACACAGUCCUGAGAAGAUGAACCAGUUUGUCUUUGGAACAGCAUUUCCAUAUAGAUGGCUUUUAGGAGACCUCCAAAUGGAGACACUCCACUGUGACAGAGAUGCAAAAUGCUUCUAAAGACAAAAAUAAAUCCCUAUCAUUAUAGGUAUGUAUGGAUACCUGGAGACUUGGACUCAGAAUGUUGAAGCCACACUACUGUCCUUAACCAGAGUCUUGAGAGCCAGCAACUCAGUCUUCAUGAGGUUCUAAUGAAUGGCUAAAGCUGUCAGAUUCAAGAAAUGUCCUUGGCAAAAAUAAUUGAAUGUCUCUCUAUAAAUGAAUUUCCAAACUGCCUCUGCAGCAAGUGAAAUGCACAAAAGAUGUUCUGAUGAUGAGUGGGUGUCUCUACUUAUGUGACCUUUUCUGUUUUUGUAUCGGUGAGGAAGUAAGAUAACAUGAGAAAAAACAUGGGAAAUAUCAUAAUUAACUCAAGGCGAAUAUCAGAAUCCUAAAGGAGUGGUGUGCUGGGGUCUAUAUUGGCUUCUUCUGAAAUGAGUGGUUACUGUAUGUGUAACAUCAACAUAAAGACAGUGCUGUUUACCAUUCAUCAUGCCUUUCAUGCAUAGUAAUACAUUUUACACUGCACAAAUUAACAUGUAUGUACAAUAACAUCCAUUCCUGUCAUGUUAUUCUGAAAGCGUUCUGUCAGUAGGUCUAUAAGCCACAUUUAGCUGAUUACCUGGUAUGAUACUCAUAUGAGAGAGAGGUAUUUAAAUAAGUGCAGGUAACUUUAUUUGUACUCUUUUGACUUGUUUAUAUUUUUUUCAUUGGUUGAAUAUACUUUACACAAUUAUGGGUGAUUACAUUAUACUGACCAUGGGAAAUAUUGAUAAUACAACUGAUAGAGAAGAUGUAUCUGCUAUUUGCACAAAUAUCUCACAGGGAGAAUACUACUAGUAGAGUUUGACUUAUAUAGUUCAACAAACAAAGGGUGUGUGAGACAAACAUAACAUUACAUUAAGCUGGUGUAGUUGCUUUCUAACACAGUGUGUGUGUGUGUGUGUGUGUGUGUGUGUGUGUGUGUGUGUGUGUGUGUGUGUGUGUGUGUGUGUGUGUGUGUGUGUGUGUGCAUGCAUUUAUACACAGCCAUUAUAUGGGUAGUGUCAUGUUCUAGGUAAGCGCUUAUUAUCCACAUUAUCCAUUAUGUCGGUGUACCUCAAACUAUGGGAUCAUGAUGGAUAGCUGUAUUAUAGUAUUAAUGACAAGACUUACAGCACAUAGACGAUUGAAAAAAGUGCAAAAUGAAACAGUUACAUUCUCAAAUUGACAUUUCAUUUUAAAAUUACACCACAUACCGCACUAAGACAUUCUAUAAUAUGUUGUAGUUGUGAAGUACAGCACAGAGGCCCAAAUUAUCAUCAUUUUAAUGGAAAUGAUGGGUAUUUAAAAUGUAUAGGCCAGAAAUAUAGCUGACCUGGUUGAACUGAUUUCACAGAGGAAAUACUUCAGAUAUGCAUCCAACUAAGAAACAGCCUACCAACAAAAUAUUGUUUACACAAAUUUAACCUCAUACUAGACACUGUAUUUGUUUUCAGAUGUCCACUCCAACACUCUAAUAUCACUGGAAGUAUACAUAUCUAAGAACUGUCAGUGACCAGUUGCCAUGAAGCACCUUUUCACCCUUCAACAGAUGUAGAUUAAACAAAAAAAAAAAAAAAAAA